Molecule: messenger RNA, 1207 nt
Organism: Pseudopodoces humilis (Tibetan ground-tit)
Lineage: Eukaryota; Metazoa; Chordata; Aves; Passeriformes; Paridae
Gene: DENND10
Product: DENN domain containing 10
Biological process (GO): protein transport; regulation of early endosome to late endosome transport
Cellular component (GO): late endosome
Molecular function (GO): guanyl-nucleotide exchange factor activity; small GTPase binding
Source: RefSeq, a predicted model, not a curated record
GGGCGGGCGGAAGGCGGCGGAGCGAAGAUGGCAGAGCCGGAGGCGCAGCUGCUACGGGCCGUGGGGCUGAUCGAAAAAGACACCAACGGAGAUGCUUUGUGGGUUUGGUGUUAUCCGUCCGUAACAGCUGAACUGAGGACUCUGUUGCUUCGAAAGUGCUGCCUUACAGAUGAAAACAAAUUGCUCCAUACGUUUGUGUUUGGCCAGUAUAAAAGGUCUUGGUUCUACAUCACAACGGUAGAAGUUCAAGAUUCUCCAGCUUUGAAAAAGGUGACCCACUUCUCCAUUGUGCUGACUGCCCAAGACUUCAACCCAGAGAAGUAUGCAGCCUUCACCAGGAUCCUCUGUAGAAUCUACUUGAAGCAUGGAAGUCCAGUUAAAAUGAUGGAGAGUUACAUUGCAGUCCUUACAAAGGGCAUCUGCCAAAGUGAGGAGAAUGGAUCCUUCCUCAGCAAGGACUUUGAUGCUCGGAAGGCUUACCUUGCUGGCUCCAUCAAAGAUAUAGUGUCUCAGUUUGGAAUGGAAACAGUUAUUUUAUAUACUGCGCUGAUGUUAAAGAAGAGAAUUGUAGUGUACCAUCCUAGAAUAGAAGCUAUCCAGGAAUUUACCAGGACUUUGCCUGCUUUAGUGUGGCAUCGACAAGACUGGUCAAUUCUUCAUUCAUAUGUGCAUCUAAAUGAGGAGGAACUGGAAGCCUUAAAAGCUUGUACAGGUUACAUCGCUGGAUUUACAGACUCUGAAGUGAGCAGUAGAUCAGACCUCUAUGACGUGUAUGUGAAUUUGGCAGACAGUGAAAUUACAGUUUCACCUGUAGUAAAAGAGGCAAUGACAAUGGGAAAACUUCACAAAGAAAUUGGACAACUAAUUGUUCAAUCUGCAGAAGAUCCAGAUAAAUCAGACAGCCAAGUCAUUAAGGACAUUUCUCUGAAGACAAAAGAAAUCUUGGCUACUUUAGCCUCACUUACUGAAGUUUCUGAUGGCAAUGAAAAACCAACCCUUAAUGCUGAGGCCCUGAAACAAAAGCGAUUUCCACCAGCCACAGAAAACUUCCUUUUUCAUUUAGCAGCUGCUGAACAAAUGCUCAAAAUCUGAUUUUGAUGCACUGCAGUGUUAUGGACCAAUUCUGAAAAAGUUGUCUCUGCCACCCAGAUAGGUAUACCUGGUAUUUUAUGUGAAAAACUAAAGGUGUGAGUCAAUGUCCUAGUUA